GAGAGAGAGAGUAUGUGAGAGAGAGAGAAAGAGAGAGAGGGAGUGAGGGUGGAUAGCGCGCGCAGUGGUGAUAACACUAUCUGUCUAUCUAUCUACCUACCAAAUGACGAGCGUUGCUUUCACGCGCUCCACUCAUCACGCGCGUCCGUGAAGUGGUGUUUCAUUCCUCACUCUUGUUUUUUUUUUCUUCGCAUCACCAAUUUAUUUGGACUCUAGAAAGAUUGCGCGAACUAUCGAAGAGCUUCUACAGCCGAUGUAGGACAUGCUUUUGCGCCACGGAAAUCUCGAUGUUUUAUCUUCCGUUUUUGCUUGUGCUCUGUCUCAUAAUGGCAAUGUAGAAAAAAGUGCGCGGUGACCGCGAGCGCAGCGCACGGGCGAUGUUGACGCCGUCACCUUGCCGUCUGGUUCCCAUCGCUUCUUGACUUUUUUUUUUCAGUGGAGUAUAAUCUAAACGAACUUGUGAAUGUAAAAGAAGGCGGCUGUUGAGAAGCAACCGAACCGUCCAGCUGCCCACGCUGCCGCUGGGUCGCUCUGCACGUCCGUGCGCACUUCUGAGGAGAAAACAGCGAGCAACUAAAAAAGGGGACAAGACGCGUCCUUGUUUUUUGUGAAUAUUUCGCCCAGUCCUCGUUUGGUGCGCUCUGGAGAGACGUGGAGCUAUUUCAAGCUUUCUGUUUCUCGGGAUAUAUAACAUUAGAAUGCUAGCAUCCAUAACAUUUGGAGUAAGGUGUCUAACUUAAGGUGACCAUUACGCUCGAGCGUCGACGUUUGUUGGAACGCAUAAAUGGACGAAUACCAGGAGGACUGAUUCGGAAUUGUUGUCUGGAAAAAUGUGGCUGAAACGGUGUGUCACACGCAGUUCCAUGGUUGCUUGGAGACCUGGAGGAAUGCUGGGAUGUAGAAUGUGGAUCCUCUUCAUCCUUGUACAUUUCACAAUGGAUCUGUCUCUGUGUGCACCAGCAGGCCAGGGGCUCACCCUCAAACUACUGCCCAGAUCAGUGCCCCGUCGGCAGCCGCACCCUCUGCCCACCCGGGACACGCUCAAUGGCCAGCACUUGAGGACUCUGGGUGUCUUGCAUCGUGGUAUUUCCCCUUCCUUGCCAUCACUAGGCAACCACGGGGAGCUGGGGGGCACCAAACUUUGGGGGCGAAAAAACCGCCGGUCACUCCAGAAACGGCAACUUUGUGUGGAGUGUAAAUUGACCCCCUCCGACAAAGGAAAGUUAGUUACAUUACCAGAGGGGAGUAAAUCUGAUUUAAAUCUGCAUUUAUCUCGCUCACGGAGGCAGCUGAAAGGGGACGGCUAUGACUCCCUGGAGGGGAGGACCACCACAGUGGCGGGAUUUAUUGACUGGGGCCCUACAGGGGCCGACGAGGGGCUUGAGGAGGAGGCGAAGGUGACCACAAAUGCCACCGUCACCUCUUUAGCCCCCUCCACCACCACAGUUACCGUAACUAGCCCUACCACACGCAGUCCCCAAAGGACGUAUGCAGUGAUUACAACCGUGCAUCCUAAGAGGCACAGCACCACACAGCCAAGCAACUCCAGAGUGACUGCCAAACCACCGAAACCUUUUGGGGAGACACCAGGUCUGGCUGUUCACCAGAUCAUCACCAUCACUGUGUCCCUCAUCAUGAUCGUUGCAGCCUUGAUCACUACUCUAGUCCUUAAAAACUGUUGUGCGCAGUCCGGGAAUGGCCGACACAGCAGCCAUCAGAGAAAGAUCAACCAGCAAGAGGAGAGCUGUCAGAAUCUGACUGACUUCACGCCUGCCCGCGUGCCCAGUAAGGUGGACAUCUUCACCGCCUACAACGACAGUUUACAGUGCUCACACGAGUGCGUGCGGGCCGGCAUACCAGUGUACACGGACGAGAUGAUCCAGCACACACCCAUCUACAAGACUUCCUACAAUGGAAACAGACCGUCGCCCACUGAAAGGCAGCUAAUCCCUGUGGCCUUUGUGUCUGAGAAAUGGUUCGAGAUCUCCUGUUGAGGCCCUUUUACUACCUUUGGGUUGAGCCCACGUCUUCAGUUUGUGCCCUGGAUCUCAUUGGAAAACCUGUGAAUCAAACACAAAAAAGACUAAAACACAAUAAAGCAAAACACAACCACAAGAACAACAACGACAAGCAAUCAUAAUGACGGGAACCAAGAUGAACAGGCAGUUUUGUACAAAUGUUGGAUCUCUCUAGAAAUGGACUGAAGAUGUUUAUUUUUCUAGACUGAUGCAGUGCUAUGGAACCACUCCCAAAUUAUUUUCCAUAGACAUGUGAUCAUUUUAGAGAUGAUAUAGAGCUGAUAUAUUAUAUACGUGUAUUACUGCACAUGUGGGUGUGCUGGAGUGGAGUUCGGCUGCGGAUAGGCCGCGGGGACGCUCUCUGACACGAUACGUCUGCUUGUGUGGAGAAAAGACUCUCCUGAACUUUGUGCCAAUAAUGCCAUUAUGUGCCACUACAUAUAUAGAUGGGACGCGUUCAGUUUCGUGGAAAAUUACUGACACAACAUCAAGUAAUUUCAGUGACUGUCUCCCAAUAUCAAUCUGUCAUCCGUUUUUGUAUAAAAAGUAUGAAUAUGUAUUUGAAAUAUGUUUUGAAAUAGCUGAGGAAAUGUGUUACAAAUGUCCAAAAAAUAUUUAUAUGGAGCACUAUUCAUUUAGAUGGAAAAAAAAUAAAAAUAAUAAUGAACCCAGUGAGGAAUAGUACAAUACCCAGGUUUUAAUUUCACUACAUUGUUACUAGACCCCGUUUUAAAGGAAUAGUCUCUAUUUUUAUACAAACGAGGUUACUAAUGAGUCAGACAGACCUAAUUUAACUGGACUGUUGGGACUGUUAAUCUGCGAGUGGAGGUUCAAUGAAAUGUUGAAGUGUUUCCUUUUCUUUCUUUUUUCUUGUUUUUAAGCUACCAAACAAUGUGGAUGCCAAAUUCAGUAUUCAUUCAAAGCUUAUUUGAUUUGCCAAAGCCAUUCUUCAGACGCUUGUUGAGUUUCCGUUUCUUAUCACUGAUGAGAAAUUACAUGUACGGGUUAAUCAUGUUUACGGACUCACAGACCCUCAGAGAGGUGUUAGUUUAAGGGUCGAUCCUAAAUAACACAAUCAGUUAUCUAUUAAAACAUCACAAAAUAGCUAAUAAACCACCUCUACAUUUUAAUUACAAAGCUUAAAUUGCAUAAAGACAAGUUAUCAGCCUUGUGCAUAGACUCAAAAAGAACAAAAUAUUAUAUGUUUACUUGAUUUUCGUGCCUAGUAAUUUGUGCCAACUUGAUUUAAUUUGUUUACUUCUGUAUUUUAAUCUGAAACAAAAUCAUGAAUGUCCAUUUCUUUGUGUGCUACAUUCUACUUUUUAAUUUGAGCUAAUAGUUUAUUAUUUAUUGUUUUUCACAGUUUGAUUUAAUUGAGCAGAACUGACUGAAAGGCAAAUAUUCCAUCAGCAGAAACAGUAACGUCUAGUGCCAAUAAUUUUAAUAGCAAUCAGAAAUGCAGUAAUAUACAAACAGCAUGUAACUUGCCAAUCAGUUUAAAUUAUUGAUAAAGCCAGUGGAAAUAAAUGACACUUUGGGUGUGUGUGUGUGUGUGUGUGUGUGUGUGUGUGUGUGUGUGUGUGUGUGUGUGUGUGUGUGUGUGUCUGUCUGUCUGUCUGUCUGUCUGUCUGUCUGAGAUCACAACACUCUACUCGAGCAUCACUAGACCAAAGAGCUCCAUUGUGGGUAGCAGUAUGUUAACAGACCAAGACAGUUAUUCUGUAUAUGAUAUGUAAAGAAAAUAAGAGGGAGGAUAACUAUAUGAUUUUAUCCCAAAAACAGAUGUUUAAUGGUUACAAUUACAUAUUGUACAUAGGCAAACACUGUGAAAGAGGAAAAUAGUUGUUUGCAAUAGUCUGUCAAUGAAAUUGAAACGUCUUGGAGUAAAUUUAAUCAUAGGUUUUCAGAUGUUACUCAAAAUGUUUAUAACCAGUAGAGAGUUGUGAUUCCUGUUUUCAUAUUCAGAAGACAGCAAUACAUAUAAAGUUAUCCCCCCCAAUUGUCCAGUUUUACCAGUUUAUGUGAACCACAAUGGCCAAUCAGGUUAGAUAUUUAGAAAGAGAUAUUUACUAAUCAUAUAUCAUAUGGAACACUAAUGCUCUGUAUUAUGUGCAUGUGUAAAUGUGUUUUCUAUAUAUUUACCUCUAUUCUAUCUUGUGAUUUUUUUUUUUUUUUUUUUUUUUUCCUCUCUAAACUCUCUUUUUUCACAGGAUCAGUGGAAAAAGAUUUUUGUUUACAUUGCAUAAGUCUCUGCAGACGGUACAGACGUUGUGCCAAGCCUCAAAAACACUGUUGUUUCUGCUGUAGCUGUAGUUCUCCUAAUAAUUAGGAAAUUCCAGGUCAUUUGCAUCACAUACUAGGAAACUUCAUGGGAUAAGGUGCAUUGAAGGUGCAUUGCAGGUUUCUGGCAUAUAAGCAGCUCGAAAUCCAUCCCUUUUUUUGGUUAAAUUAAAAACACUUCAGGUGUUUGUCAUUUUCUUUCUCUCAGAGAAGGAAAAUGGCUCCAAACCAUCUCAGUUGACAGCUCAAUAAACUGAACGUCAAUUAAAAACAAAACAAAAAAACAAUAAACCUGAACAGACGACUGGCCCACGUGACUGCCGGCACAGGAGGAGAAGAUUUGUGCUGUGAGUCUGAUAAACAUGUCUGGAGUUUGACUGAGUGUGGAAUGUUGAUUUGCUCUUCAGUCUUGACACGGAGCUCAGAAUCAGUUGAAUUAAAAGGUUAAUUGACUCUGUGCUAAGCCCCACCUUAAACACUACUGACCUAUUCUACCUUAGCAACUGUUGCCAUUUGGCAUAUCAUAAGACAAGCGUUUGCUCAUUUGCUCUAUAUUAUAUUAUAUUAUAUUAAAACGUUUGUCAUUUAACCUUGACUUUGCCUAGAUUUCAUAACAUUAUUACAUAAUUAAAUAUGUCCUUAAAGACAAAAAAUAUAUAAAUACGAUUUGCAAUUUUCAUUCCAUCCCAUGUAAGAAUAAUAUUUUUUUUCUUGCCACUUAUGGGCACAUUUAACUGCAAGUCAUACUUUUUAUGUAAAUCUUCAAUCACUUCAGUAAGGCUUGUCUGAGUUGGCAACAGUGACAAAGGGGGCGGAGCUUAGCGAAAUGGUCAAUUGACCAUUUUCAUCUGUGCGUUACACCUGAAUGUGCUUUCUCAUUCAUUUAGUCUAUUAAAACUAUCUCUGAAUGAAACCUGCUGAAUCCAGUGCAAUAUAAUGUUUUUUUAUAUGAAAAAUGCUUCAAAAUCAGAGCCCUCCUCAUUGUUGACAUGUAAAUCACACACUGCUUAUUGUAAAGGCUUUUGUUGUUGUGUUGUAAUUUUUUUUGUUUUCAUGUGGUACUGUACUCAGGCAUCAUCUAUCUAUGAACAUGAUAUUUUAUAAAAUACAAGUAUCUAAUGUUUACGGACAGGAAUCUUUGUUGGCUUUGGUUCGGUUUGAUUUUUUUUUUUUUUUUUGGGUGUUUUUUUUUUUAGCAGUGCACAUUUGCAGAGUCACAUUUCACGAUGACAGGUUUCAUAUGGUGCAGAACGUACUCCUAAAUGUCACCCUCCACCCCCCAAAAAAAGCCCAGGGCUGUCAGGAGAGAUUAUGCCAAAUUCCUCCUUGUGUGACAGAGAUCCGUAAAAAGCGCUUAAACUUAUAGAAACCGGAAACUCUUUGCUGAGGCUUAGUCAGGGAGUAUCUGAGAUGGUCUUUGGCUUUUGAUUUGCUGCAGGUACAAUUUAUUACAUUGCUCCAUAUUCCAUUCGAAAACAACCUGACACAUGUCCUGUUGUUGCCAUAGAAAUAAAAACUUUGUACUUUGUGUACCUUAACUUUUUAUAUUUGUGUCUAAUAUAUCGAUGAGUACCUCUUUUUUCUUUUAUAUAAGAUCUAUGAAUAUAGUACACAACACAAUAUACGAGAAAACACAUGAAAACAUACACGGAUGCUGUAUGAACUAACAGUCUCUGUGUCGAAAUAGUGCUGUGUACUCUUAUUUUGUGUCUUUGAGUCUCUCUCUUUCUCUUUUUGUAGGUAUUGGUAAAGUUACAUUUCCAGGUGACAUUGAUUUUGAUUCUUGUUCUAAAGCUCUCUGUGUUUUGGCCACUGUAAAUGCAGCUGUCAUCAGAAUGAAUCUGUACAUUUAGUACUCUCUCAAGUUGCUAUUAAUAAGAUGUUAAAAUGAAAUGGGCUGUCUUUCUAUAAACACCAUCAAAUGUUUGUAAAAUGAUUAUGGGGUGUUAUUUGGACUGGGAAAAUGAUAUUGAAAAUAAAAGUCAUUCAAAAAAGAAAA
Ctenopharyngodon idella (grass carp) is the source of this 6297-nucleotide messenger RNA. It is a transcript of the gene ajap1, whose product is annotated as adherens junctions associated protein 1. The coding region runs from base 831 to 1994 and encodes 387 amino acids. Lineage: Eukaryota; Metazoa; Chordata; Actinopteri; Cypriniformes; Xenocyprididae. Gene Ontology annotation, molecular function: beta-catenin binding. Gene Ontology annotation, cellular component: cell-cell contact zone; plasma membrane; adherens junction. The record is from RefSeq and is a predicted model, not a curated record. The transcript has 6 exons.